AUGAAGUCCGGAUUCUUUGCCUUUGUCCUCGCCACUGUGGCUCCCCUUGCCAUGGCUGCUCCUUUCCAUCCCCACGGCCCUCCUGGAGGUUUCUUCCCUCCCCCUCCUAUGAACGGCACUCUUCCCGGAGCUGGACCUGGCGGACCCGGCGGGCCUGGUGGUCCUGGAGGUUGGUUGCCAGUUCCUCCUCCUAUGCCUCCUAGCCCCCCUGUUGGCGGUCAACCUGGCAGUGGAUUGCCUGUUCCUCCCGUUGUUCCCACUCCUCCUGUGGUCCCUACCCCCGUCCCUGGAGCCCCCGUCUUCACUCCUCCUGCUGCUCCUGUUGCACCUCCUCCCGUUGCCCCUGAGGAGCCCGUCGUGGUCCCUACUCCCACUCCCUUUGCUCGCAACUAG
Molecule: messenger RNA, 393 nt
Organism: Fusarium venenatum
Lineage: Eukaryota; Fungi; Ascomycota; Sordariomycetes; Hypocreales; Nectriaceae
Source: RefSeq, a predicted model, not a curated record